Messenger RNA from Amoebophrya sp. A25, 1131 nucleotides. Lineage: Eukaryota; Dinophyceae; Syndiniales; Amoebophryaceae. The record is from the annotation of a GenBank genome assembly.
CGAAAGUGGUCGUGGUGGUAGCGUUGACGGACGUGGAAAACACUUCUUGGUUAAGGCUUCCCCUAAUCCAUCUCCAGAAGGGCGGCUCUGAAGCUGUCCGAUAAGGAGAAAGACGCAUGGAUAAAAAGGGAGAAAGACGCAUGGAUAAGGGUCGUGAGCUCUAACUUGGAUCGUGGAGACAAGGCUGAGGUUGAUUCGCGCGUUUCCUCAGUACUACAAAAGUGGCAAUCUGCACAUCAUCGUACCUCCGAGAAGGUUUUAUCCAAGUCCGAGUACGUUUGUGAAGCAGAAGUACCGGGAUCCCGAGGAUCGGACGAAGUGGAGGACUUUAUGGACUCUAGAUAUUCAAGUGCUAGAUAUUCCUUUAAGGACUCUAGAUAUUCAAGUGUUGUGAGAUAAGGAAUGCUAAAACUUCGGGUGUCUUCUAUCAAGCAUUCGGAGGACUUUAAGGACUCUAGAUAUUCAAGUGUUGUGAGAUAAGGAAUGCUAAAACUUCUCCACUUGUUGUGAGAUAAGGAAUGCUUCGGGUGUCUUCUAUCAAGCAUUCAUCGUCCACCAAUUAGCCUCAAAAGGCAAUGAGAAGUGUCAUUACUGAACCGUCGGCAACAGUAGCAUAGUACAAAGACAAGCAAGCACUACCCUCUAGAAAGAUCUAGUAUUCUUUCUUUCUAAUUCAAAAGCAAAACUACGACGUGAGUUUUCUGUUGCUAUACUGCUCGUUUGCGAAUGCGAAAUGGUUUUUGAUGUUAGAGGACGACAUCGCGACACGGCCAGGGUUCGAUGCCAAGCUAGUGAAAUACCUCCAGGGACGAAGGCCAGACUUCAUUCAUGCGCAAUUUUAAGACUUGGUUUUGGACCACGAUUUUGUUGGGCAACCAGUGCGCGGGGAUUGAUUAUCUACAUGAGAUUUUCUACUAGAGUAGUUACAUCUAGCUCCACACAAAUCGAAAUGUCGUAAGCUAGAAACCGAAACAAAGAGCUCUCUUUGGCUCAUUCCCUUCCCCCAUUGUAGCCUGACUCGUAUCAUCUUGAUCUUCUCUAAUUUUCCACCUAUCUGGGACUCAUAGGAAAACUGUUUCCUAUCUCGGUGAUAUUGAGUUUCUCGAAGUUGAUCUUCCAUUUUGCAGAAGA